AAUACAUCAGUUUUGGUGAUGCAUAAGUUAGUUGGAUUACGAUGCUUUUUCGGCCGACUUAAAUUUGCGCCUUGAUACUGUUGCCCGGUCCUACCUGUGCGUCGGCUGCAGUUCGGUGACCUCCGCAUGGGGUCAAAUCCAAGUGGCUUUUACAAGAGAACGAGCCAUAAACUUUAUGCUCAUUUUAGAUAUUUUGUAGGUUGUACCAUGCAAUAUGAAUUUUUGAGUCGUCCGACCUCUUCACCCCUGUGUCCUUAACAGUGUAAAUCCUCAUAGUUGAAAAACUGUGUAAUGCUACCUUAUGCCUCAUAGGAUCUCACCUUUGACAUUUACCCAUAAUCCAUUUCGCUGCACAUGCGUACUCGGUAUGGUGAACCGAGCUAUGGUGUAAAUGACUCUUUUUAGCUGUCAUGAUGUUUUUCGGAAAAAAUAAUAUUUGGGUGGGAUUGGAUCCCAAACUGCGACGACAACUAGGGAAAUAAUUUAUUGCUGCCCAGGAAGGGUCAUUAAUAAACACGUUCACCGUUCCAAGUACGCAUGUGCGGUUACAGGACUUAUGGGUAAUAAAGGCUAAAGCCCUUGAGAAAGAAAAAAUAAACAAGAAACAAAACGAGACAAUGGUCGAGACGAGAACGAUUUACCUAUAAUUCCUAUUGGCGCACAUGAUCGUGCUGAUACUUACAAAAUGCUACUUCUAGUCUUUACUAGUUGUGUACAAAGACGAUUGAAAUCCCAGGAAAUAUUAAUAUUUAUAACUACUAUAUUUCAGGUGAAUCUCAGGUCACCAUCGUCAGCCGAGCAGAAUGGGGUGCGAGACCACCAAGGUCACGUGCCAACAUGACGUCACCUGUCCCCUAUGUCUUCAUCCACCAUAGCUACGAACCAGACGUGUGUUUCAACAGGUCCCAAUGUGAAGAAAGUGUACGUUGGAUACAGAAUCUCUACAUGGACACCAGAGGCUGGGAUGACAUCGGCUACAACUUCUUGGUCGGCGGGAACGGAGACGUGUUUGAAGGACGGGGGUGGGACACGAGGGGCGCCCAGGCGGGACCGGACUGGAACUACCGAUCCAUCGGAAUUUGUUUCAUCGGAAAUUUCACCGACGAGCUGCCCCCAGAGAAGGCCAUUAUUGCUGGCAAAAUGCUGAUUCAGCUUUCUGUUGAGAGGAACAAGUUGAUGUCUAACUACACUCUGUACGGACAUCGCCAAGUCCUGGCCACAGGCAGAACCUGCCCUGGAGAGGAGUUCUACAAGCUCGUCACCGAAUGGAAACACUGGGAAAACUACACAGGACCAUUGUGGUGACGUCAUCUUUGAUGCAUCCGCCAUUUUCAAGAUAUGCAUUUUAUCGUAGAACAUUUGACAUUCAAACAUUGGUUUAAUACAUUUUAUUUAUUGAUUGAUUGAUUGAUCUUUAGGGUAGUCCCUUCAGUUAACGUUGUAACUGAUUUCCAAGGGAGCCCUAUAACAAUAAUAAUAACUCAAGGUACAAAAAAAUAACUACUAACAAAGGAUUGAACAUAACAAAGUAAUAAUCCAAUUCGGAUUUGUAAAUCAUACAAGCAACUUAGGAAAACUCAAAAGAAAAGCAAAGAUCACAAACUCAUAGGGUCAUUGGGCGGUCAUUGCGGUAUACAUGUAUAAUGACUUUAUGCAUCUUGCACAAAAUGUCAUCUUAUAAUUAUUAUAAACAGUUAGUUUCCUGGCUUAUUCGGCUAAUUAUUAGUUGUAAC
This is a messenger RNA of Branchiostoma floridae (Florida lancelet), 1733 nucleotides long. Its product is annotated as peptidoglycan-recognition protein SC1a-like. The record is from RefSeq and is a predicted model, not a curated record. Gene Ontology annotation, biological process: peptidoglycan catabolic process; detection of bacterium; defense response to Gram-positive bacterium. NCBI's taxonomy places the organism in Eukaryota, Metazoa, Chordata, Leptocardii, Amphioxiformes, Branchiostomatidae. Gene Ontology annotation, molecular function: zinc ion binding; peptidoglycan immune receptor activity; N-acetylmuramoyl-L-alanine amidase activity. The coding region runs from base 838 to 1305 and encodes 155 amino acids. The transcript is spliced from 5 exons.